Gloeophyllum trabeum ATCC 11539 is the source of this 1061-nucleotide messenger RNA. Its product is annotated as acyltransferase-domain-containing protein. Lineage: Eukaryota; Fungi; Basidiomycota; Agaricomycetes; Gloeophyllales; Gloeophyllaceae. The coding region runs from base 25 to 936 and encodes 303 amino acids. The transcript is spliced from 8 exons. Gene Ontology annotation, cellular component: mitochondrial membrane. The record is from RefSeq and is a predicted model, not a curated record. Gene Ontology annotation, molecular function: 1-acylglycerophosphocholine O-acyltransferase activity. Gene Ontology annotation, biological process: cardiolipin acyl-chain remodeling; inner mitochondrial membrane organization.
GUUCAUUUACCUCCGCUCGACUGUAUGGCGACGGGUCUCUUUUCAAGAGCGACAGUCACAACCGUCGGUCUGACAUGCAAAGCGUUCCUGAAGAUUGGGUUCUGUUCUUCGGUUUCCGUCAAUGGACUUGACAUCCUUCUGGAAGCAUUGCGGUCAGAAGAAAGGGAAAAAGGUCGAGGGGUUGUCACGGUGGCAAAUCACCUCUCAACGCUCGACGAUCCCCUGAUCUGGGGUAUAAUGCCAUGGCGGUCCUUCCUAAGUGAACGAACGACACGAUGGGCAUUGGGAGCGGCAGAUAUAAUAUUCACGAACCCGAUUUUCUCCGCGUUCUUUCGGAAUGGCCAGGUCCUUGAGACGUUCAGAGGUAAGGGAAUAUAUCAGCCGUCGGUAGACACGGCUGUGUCUAAGCUGAACCGGGGUGGCUGGGUUCACUUGUUUGGGGAGGGUAAAGUUUACCAGCCCCGCGAUUAUCGUGAGGAACAUGGUAUGGCACAUUUAGCAAGGUUCAAGUGGGGGAUAGGUCGAAUGCUGAUGGAGACGGCUCUGCCCCCGACGGUCAUUCCGAUGUGGCUCACGGGCUUUGACAAACUCAUGCCAGAAGGCAGAUCCAUCCCCUACAAGUUCCUCCCGCGCCCAGGUGUCGCCCUCAGUGUGACCUUCGGCAAGCCCAUUUCGGCAGAAAAGAUCAGAAGCGCGCUCGCUUCCAUCGACCGCGACCCUGCCCGCGUCCAAGUCACCCCGUCAAGCGAGGUCAAGCACGGCGGAGGGUGGAUGGGCGAGGCGAUCUCGCGCACGGUUUACACGGAACGGUACCGCGAGCGGGAGGGGAAGCUGUGGGAGGAGAUGGCGCGGGUCCGGAGCGAGGUGACGGAGAUUGUAAGGCAGGAGGUGGAGGCGCUUGGGAGGUCGGUGUCUGGUGCAAGAUUAGGGAAAUAGAUUUGUCCAAAUAUAGACUUCUGCAUCAUGAUACACGCAUAUCAUGUCCCUGCUGGCACGGUUGUCCCGUUAUCAAGAAGGCCCGAGUUGUUGGUACUCCCAUGCUAUGGCAAAGACUCUAUCGC